CUAAUAAUUGAACAAGAUUACUUAUUUUCGUUGAAAAUGAUGAAAGGAUGAGUUUAUCUAAACCUGUUCCUAACCAUCCAUCCCACCCACACUCAGUAGAACUUACCAACGAGCUGUCCCGCCUACAGUUCACAGUGGAACCAGUUCAGCUGCACACCGCUGACCAACUUCAAAAUGGCGGAGAUAAUUAUCAAACCAAACCAGUGGUUCUUUCUAUUGUGAGUUCCUUGCAUGAAAACAUGGUUCAGACAGUUGAUGAAGUUGAAGAGUCAGCCUGGGACAUCAGUAAUUCCCAUACCGUUCAUCACCCGGCAGAUAAUCGUCCAAUUAUUGAAUUAAAAUCCAUCCGACUUCAUAGUCAGCCAAUUUUUUCCAUUCUUAGCUCAUUUUGUCUGAAAGAAAAUGAUUUUGACAAUGCUAUAAAAGUGCUAGAUAAUGAGCUAAGCAGUGGUCAGGAUGUUUCUUGGGACUCUAUAACAACAGAAAAGCAGUCAGCUGACAGUCAGCAGUCAGCUGACAGAAUAACUUCUGACAGUGUUUUAGCUGUUACACAAAACAUGGGGCCGGAGAAAUUUCAAGAUAAAGAAGUGAGUCCGGAAAAUCCUCCAAGAAAUGAAAAUAUGGAAACAAUCAGCUCAAUCAAUCAAUCAUAUAGUUCAGAUUCUGAUUUCUCUACUGAUGAUUCUAAGAAAGGAUCCAGAGUAAAGGGUGCAUUUGUAAAUCUGUCCGUGAUGUCUAGUCCUGUUCGUGCAAUGGCGAGUAGAAAGUAUUCAAGAAUAGAAAAUAAAGAACAAAAUAAUCAGGAAAAGGUUCUCUUUUGCUCUCCGUUCCGAAGGCGGAGGGCACGACAAGCUAACAGAGCAAUACCGGACCGGACUGACAGGAUCGUGGAGAAGGGGAAGAAAGGGAAGGCGGAGAACAGGAGGGAAGAAGAGGAGAAAGUUGUCACAACUAUUUUGGACAGUAGGAUAAGUCUAGAGGAUGAGGGAAUUAAUCAGAUCCGUCUACAAGAUGAGGGAAUAAAUCUACAGGACGGGGAAAAUCAAAUGGAAGAUGCGGAGAUAAGGAAAGAGAAAAACAAUGGAAAAGAUGACACAGUUUUAGCUGAGGAGUUUAAGCGGAUAUAUUUGGAGAAAUUAGAGUCGGAAGCAAAUUACUUCAAGUACGAGGAUAGCGAGGAUGAAGAAAUAUGUACCUGCCAAGCUUGUUUGGAAUCCUAUGAAUCUUUGUACUCUGACUAUCAAGAGAAAUAUGAGAAAUUAGAAACACAAAAUAGAUAUUGUAGUAUUAUGUGAUCAAGAAUAUUGCAGUAUUAUAUGAUCAAUGAUAUUGUAGUAUUAUGUGAUCAAUAAUAUUGUAGUAUUAAUGUGAUCAAUAAUAUUGCAGUAAUAUGUGAUCAAUAAUAUUGUAGUAUUAUAUGAUCAAUAAUAUUGUUGUAUAAUGUGAUCAAUAAUAUUGUAGUAUUAUGUGAUCAAUAAUAUUG
Molecule: messenger RNA, 1483 nt
Organism: Eurytemora carolleeae
Lineage: Eukaryota; Metazoa; Arthropoda; Copepoda; Calanoida; Temoridae
Exons: 9
Coding region: 48-1295 (415 amino acids)
Source: RefSeq, a predicted model, not a curated record